UGGCCCAUUCAUUCCAACUUAAAUACAAGUCUAGAAGCUACAAAAGCACAAUCUUCCAACCUUUCAAGUUCAACUCCGAAGAAGCUGUGCCCAAAGGAGGAAGAAAAAGAAGGCAAUGGUUUUAGCCUCCCAGAGCGAGUUACCUCUCAACGAGAAUGACUCACAAGACAUGGUCAUAUACCAAGUCCUAAACGAAGCCAUGGCACUCAAUGGCUCUCUUCUACCUCAAAGACACCAAACCAAUCAAUCGACAAGUCUUGAAGCAGGCAAGAGCAUUGGGAAGAAGCACUACAGAGGAGUUAGGCGUCGUCCAUGGGGCAAAUACGCUGCUGAAAUCCGCGACUCUGCUCGGCAUGGUGCUCGAGUUUGGCUCGGAACCUUCGAAACGGCUGAAGAGGCUGCUUUGGCGUACGACAAGGCUGCUUUCAGGAUGCGUGGAGCCAAGGCACUUCUCAAUUUCCCUGCUGAGGUUGUAGCCGCAGCAUCAUCAUCGUCAACGACUAUUCAAAGAGUUAAGCCCAAUACAUCUAACAAUCCGGACUCGAGUGGUGACUCGAGCUUGCUUUCUAUUGGUUCUUCGAGAUCAGAUUCAGAGAGCACCACAAGUGGGGAGGUAAAAGAUAUGGGUCAGGUCACCUAGAGGCAUGGUCCUGGUGUUGAAAAGUAGCGGUUUUAGUCAUCUGGGUUCUUCUGAAUUAGGAUUCUAAGUGUGUAAAACUCUGAAGAUUUUCCUCUUUUUUCUGGUGUUCUUGAGGGAUUCCAGUGUGUAUAUAAAGAGGUCUAGCUAGCUGCAUAGUAUAAGUCUCUGCAGAUUAAUCCGGUGGUAUUAUCAGUGUUACUACAAAAAUCACAAGUUCAUUGGUUUGCAAUAAGAGGGAAGGUAAGACAAUUGAUUAAUUGGUUCAAGUUGAAAUUUUGUAUUUUCCUUCUAUGAAAAUGUAUGAACUAAGUCUAGUAUAGAAAUCAGAUUGGAAGCAAUUUCAAGUUGAAGUUUCUAGCCAAACUAGAAUUUUAUUAUAAAUGGUGCUUCUAGUAAAUGCCUGAAAGAAAGUAAUGUUCAAUUAUCACUCUUCCACCUUUUAAUUUUGGA
Messenger RNA from Ziziphus jujuba (common jujube), 1090 nucleotides. RefSeq names its product pathogenesis-related genes transcriptional activator PTI5-like. Gene Ontology annotation, biological process: ethylene-activated signaling pathway; regulation of DNA-templated transcription. Lineage: Eukaryota; Viridiplantae; Streptophyta; Magnoliopsida; Rosales; Rhamnaceae. Bases 116 to 640 code for a protein of 174 amino acids. The transcript has a single exon. The record is from RefSeq and is a predicted model, not a curated record. Gene Ontology annotation, molecular function: DNA binding; DNA-binding transcription factor activity.